ACUCUUUCUCUCAAGAGGAGGCAAGUGGCUGUGGCGGCCGCAGCAGUGGCUGAUCAUCACUGAAAAUACCAAAGAAAAGAACUGAGCUGCCUCCUUCAUAUUUUUUCCAUUGAGGAUUAAUUUACCGUGCUUUUUCAUUUUCUCUACAUCCUGCAAAAGCUUUUUUUCUCUCCUAAGAAACAAACUAUGAACUGAUUGUUGAAAAAAAGAAGUAAAAAGUUUUAGCACAGCUUCUCUGUCUCUUCGGGACAAGUUAGAAAAUUCUGAAGUGAGCCGAAGCAUAGUAAGUGCUUUCUUUCUUUUUAAGCUACUUCUGGGGAGGGAGGAGGCUAUUGUAAUGGUAAAUUUCACUCCGAGAGGAAGAAAGGGUUGAUAAUCAAUCAAAAAUGAGGUAUUCCUUUGAGUAUUUGUGAUUUUCUUACUAUAUUGUAAGAUGCUUUUAAUUUUCUCUGUAAAAUAGGCAGAAAUGGUUUUAGUGUGUGUAUGUGUGAAAUAAAAGCUCAAAAAAGCAAUCUUCAGAGCGCCACUGAAGGAAGUUUUGACGAACGGAGUAGAGAUGUAUACCACUUGGGGGCUUCAGUGAGAACCCAGAAUUCCUGGAGGAGGAUUUACAUUCAGAAAUGUUGAAGUGAAAAUUCCUUCUGGUUCAGCAUCUUGGAGUUCAGCUUGGAAGAACAUUUUACGUAUGGAAGAAUUUGCUUCUCCAAACCUCUCUUUUGGCCAUUGUGUGUCCUGAAGGAUGGGACAACUUGUGCUGUAGAAGCACUGCUUGCCUGAAUUUGCUUCAGGCGUUUUAAAUUUAACUUGAGGGAUCAUGUGUUUGGCAUGAUGAGGACCACUGAAAACUUCCACAAGCCUAGUGCCACAUUAAACUCUAACACGGCCACCAAGGGAAGGUACAUUUAUCUGGAGGCAUUCCUGGAGGGAGGAGCUCCCUGGGGUUUUACUCUAAAAGGUGGCCUGGAGCACGGAGAACCAUUAAUCAUCUCUAAGGUCGAAGAAGGGGGCAAAGCAGACACCCUGAGCUCCAAACUGCAGGCCGGGGAUGAGGUUGUGCACAUCAAUGAGGUGACUCUGAGCAGCUCCAGAAAGGAGGCAGUUUCCCUGGUGAAAGGAUCCUACAAGACCCUCAGGCUGGUAGUGCGCAGAGAUGUGUGCACAGACCCAGGCCAUGCAGAUACUAGUGCCUCUAACUUCGUCAGCCCAGAACACCUCACCUGUGGCCCCCAGCACAGGAAAGCAGCGUGGUCAGGAGGGGUUAAACUUCGGCUGAAGCACAGGCGCAGUGAGCCUGCAGGCCGACCUCACUCGUGGCACACAACUAGAUCUGGGGAGAAGCAACCCGAUGCCAGCAUGAUGCAGAUAUCUCAGGGUAUGAUCGGCCCUCCUUGGCACCAAAGCUACCAUUCCAGCUCAUCUACUAGUGACCUCUCCAACUAUGACCAUGCCUAUCUAAGGCGGAGCCCUGACCAGUGCAGCUCCCAGGGGAGCAUGGAGAGCCUGGAGCCCAGUGGGGCAUACCCACCCUGUCAUCUUUCCCCUGCCAAGUCCACCGGCAGCAUUGACCAGCUCAGCCACUUCCAUAACAAGAGAGACUCGGCUUACAGCUCUUUCUCCACCAGUUCUAGCAUCCUAGAGUAUCCACACCCUGGCAUCUCUGCCCGGGAGCGUUCAGGCUCCAUGGACAAUACUUCUGCUCGAGGUGGCCUCCUCGAAGGGAUGAGGCAGGCAGAUAUUCGCUAUGUCAAGACAGUGUAUGACACCCGGAGGGGAGUCUCAGCAGAGUAUGAGGUGAACUCUUCAGCCCUGCUGCUUCAAGGUAGGGAGGCCCGAGCCUCAGCAAAUGGUCAGGGCUAUGAUAAAUGGUCUAAUAUUCCUCGGGGCAAGGGAGUGCCACCCCCAUCCUGGAGCCAGCAGUGCCCCAGUUCCUUGGAGACUGCUACGGACAACCUUCCUCCUAAGGUGGGUGCACCCCUGCCUCCAGCUCGGAGUGACAGUUACGCAGCAUUUCGGCACCGUGAGCGGCCCAGCUCCUGGUCUAGCCUUGAUCAGAAACGGCUCUGCCGGCCUCAGGCAAACUCUUUAGGCUCCCUGAAGUCUCCAUUCAUAGAGGAGCAGCUGCAUACUGUGCUGGAGAAGAGUCCAGAGAACAGCCCCCCAGUGAAGCCCAAGCAUAACUAUACCCAGAAGGCCCAACCUGGCCAACCUCUGCUGCCGACCAGCAUCUACCCGGUACCUUCCCUGGAGCCACACUUUGCCCAGGUGCCUCAGCCUUCUGUGAGUAGCAACGGUAUGCUCUACCCUGCACUGGCCAAGGAGAGUGGAUACAUAGCCCCUCAGGGAGCAUGCAACAAGAUGGCUACCAUUGAUGAGAAUGGGAACCAGAAUGGAUCUAGCAGGCCUGGGUUUGCCUUCUGCCAGCCCUUAGAACAUGACUUGCUGUCCCCGGUGGAGAAGAAACCAGAAGCUACAGCCAAGUAUGUCCCCUCCAAAGUCCAUUUCUGUUCAGUGCCUGAAAAUGAGGAGGAUGCCUCCCUGAAGAGACAUCUCACACCUCCCCAAGGCAACAGCCCACAUUUCAAUGAGAGAAAGAGCACCCACAGCAACAAACCAUCUUCUCAUCCCCAGAGCCUCAAAUGCCCUCAGGCUCAGGCCUGGCAAGCGGGUGAAGACAAGAGAUCUUCCAGGCUCUCAGAGCCCUGGGAGGGCGAUUUCCAGGAAGACCACAAUGCCAACCUCUGGAGGAGGCUGGAGAGAGAAGGCCUAGGCCAGAGCCUGUCAGGCAACUUUGGCAAGACCAAGUCAGCCUUCUCAUCUCUCCAGAACAUUCCUGAGAGUCUGAGAAGACACAGCAGCCUGGAGCUAGGCCGGGGAGCCCAGGAGGGUUACCCCGGGGGCAGGCCCACCUGUGCAGUCAACACCAAGGCAGAAGACGCUGGGAGGAAAGCUGCUCCUGACCUCGGGAGCCAUCUGGACCGGCAGGUUUCCUACCCGCGGCCCGAGGGGAGGACCGGUGCCUCGGCUUCUUUCAACAGCACAGACCCAAGUCCCGAAGAGCCGCCUGCCCCCUCGCACCCGCACACAUCCAGUCUGGGCCGGAGGGGGCCCGGCCCAGGCAGCGCCUCGGCUCUUCAGGGCUUUCAGUACGGGAAGCCCCACUGCUCGGUGCUGGAGAAGGUCUCCAAAUUCGAGCAGCGAGAGCAAGGGAGCCAGAGACCGAGUGUGGGCGGCUCUGGUUUUGGCCAUAACUAUAAGCCCCACAGGACCGUCUCAACUUCCAGUACUUCUGGGAAUGACUUCGAGGAGACAAAAGCACACAUCCGUUUCUCUGAGUCAGCUGAACCCCUAGGCAACGGGGAGCAGCACUUCAAAAACGGGGAGCUGAAGUUGGAAGAGGCUUCCCGGCAGCCCUGCGGUCAGCAGCUGAGCGGAGGAGCGUCGGACAGCGGCCGUGGCCCCCAGAGGCCGGACGCUCGGCUCCUCCGUAGCCAGAGCACCUUCCAGCUCUCCAGCGAGCCAGAGAGGGAGCCCGAGUGGCGGGACAGGCCCGGCUCGCCCGAGUCGCCCCUGCUGGAUGCCCCCUUCAGCCGCGCCUACCGGAACAGCAUCAAGGACGCACAGUCCCGUGUCUUGGGGGCCACCUCCUUUCGACGUCGAGACCUGGAGCUGGGGGCGCCCGUGGCGUCGAGGUCCUGGCGGCCGCGGCCUUCCUCGGCCCACGUGGGGCUGCGGAGCCCCGAGGCGUCGGCCUCCGCCUCCCCGCACACGCCCCGCGAGCGGCACAGCGUGACCCCUGCUGAGGGCGACCUGGCCAGGCCCGUGCCCCCUGCCGCCCGGAGAGGGGCUCGCCGGCGCCUGACUCCCGAGCAGAAGAAGCGCUCCUACUCGGAGCCCGAGAAGAUGAAUGAGGUGGGGGUCGUGGAGGAGGCCGAACCGGCACCCCUGGGCCCGCAGAGAAAUGGGAUGCGUUUCCCGGAGAGCAGCGUGGCGGACCGGCGCCGUCUCUUCGAGGGCGAUGGCAAGGCCUGCUCCACGCUCAGCCUGUCGGGGCCCGAGCUGAAGCAGUUCCAGCAGAGCGCCCUGGCGGACUACAUCCAGCGCAAGACGGGCAAGCGGCCUACCUCCGCCGCCGGCUGCAGCCUCCAGGAGCCCGGGCCACUGCGCGAGCGCGCCCAGAGUGCCUACCUCCAGCCCGGCCCCGCGGCGCUCGAAGGCUCCGGCCUCGCCUCGGCCUCCAGCUUGAGCUCACUGCGGGAGCCCAGCCUGCAGCCCCGCAGGGAGGCCACGCUCUUGCCGGCCACAGUUGCAGAAACCCAGCAGGCUCCCCGAGAUCGCAGCAGCUCCUUCGCCGGUGGCCGCCGCCUCGGGGAACGGCGACGCGGGGACCUGCUUAGCGGAGCAAACGGUGGAACAAGGGGCACCCAGAGAGGGGAUGAGACCCUCAGGGAGCCAUCCUCCUGGGGGGCCAGGGCCGGGAAGUCCAUGUCGGCCGAGGACCUGCUGGAACGCUCGGACGUCCUCGCGGGCCCUGUCCACGUGAGGUCCAGGUCAUCUCCCGCCACCGCAGACAAGCGCCAGGAUGUGCUUUUGGGGCAAGACAGUGGCUUUGGUCUUGUGAAGGAUCCAUGUUAUUUGGCUGGUCCUGGAUCUAGGUCACUCAGUUGUUCAGAAAGAGGCCAAGAAGAGAUGCUGCUGCUCUUCCACCAUCUCACCCCUCGUUGGGGUGGUUCAGGCUGCAAAGCCAUUGGUGAUUCCUCCGUUCCUAGUGAAUGUCCUAGAACCCUGGACCAUCAGAGGCAAGCCAGUAGGACACCCUGCCCCAGGCCACCACUGGCAGGAACGCAAGGGCAGGUCACAGACACCAGGGCUGCACCCCUGACCCCAAUUGGCACCCCUCUGCCUUCAGCCAUUCCCUCUGGCUACUGCUCACAGAACGGUCAGACAGGGCGACAGCCUCUCCCGCCCUACACCCCUGCCAUGACCCACAGAAGCAAUGGUCACACCCUGACCCAGCCUCCCGGUCCAAGAGGCUGUGAGGGCGAUGGCCCGGAGCAUGGGGUAGAAGAGGGAACGAGGAAGAGGGUCUCGCUGCCUCAGUGGCCACCUCCUUCUCGAGCAAAGUGGGCCCACGCAGCCAGAGAGGACAGCCUUCCUGAGGAAUCCUCAGCCCCUGAUUUUGCAAACCUGAAGCACUAUCAAAAACAGCAGAGUCUUCCAAGUUUAUGCAGCACUUCUGACCCAGACACACCUCUUGGGGCCCCGAGCACUCCAGGGAGGAUCUCCCUCCGAAUAUCUGAGUCUGUCCUGCGGGACUCCCCGCCACCUCAUGAGGAUUAUGAAGACGAAGUGUUUGUGAGGGAUCCGCACCCCAAGGCCACGUCCAGCCCCACAUUUGAACCUCCUCCCCCACCCCCACCUCCUCCACCGAGUCAGGAAACCCCGGUGUAUAGCAUGGAUGACUUCCCUCCACCUCCUCCCCACACUGUGUGUGAGGCGCAGCUGGACAGUGAGGAUCCCGAGGGGCCGCGCCCCAGCUCCAACAAACUUUCUAAAGUGACAAUUGCAAGGGAAAGGCACAUGCCUGGUGCAGCCCAUGUGGUAGGUAGUCAGACACUGGCUUCCAGACUCCAAACUUCCAUCAAGGGUUCAGAGGCUGAGUCCACACCACCCUCCUUCAUGAACGUUCACGCCCAACUUGCUGGGUCUCUUGGUGGGCAGCCAGCACCCAUCCAGACUCAAAGCCUCAGCGAUGAUUCAGUCAAUGGAACUCAGGGUUUAGAAAAGAAAGUCAGUUCUGAUCCUCAGAAGAGUUCAGAAGACAUCAGAACAGAGGCUUUGGCCAAGGAAAUUGUCCACCAAGACAAAUCUCUAGCAGACAUUUUAGAUCCAGACUCCAGGCUGAAGACAACAAUGGACCUGAUGGAAGGUUUGUUUCCUCGAGAUGUGAACUUGCUGAAGGAAAACAGUGUAAAGAGGAAGGCCAUACAGAGAACUGUCAGCUCUUCAGGAUGUGAAGGCAAGAGGAAUGAAGACAAGGAAGCAGUGAGCAUGUUGGUUAACUGCCCUGCCUACUACAGUGUGUCUGCUCCCAAGGCUGAGCUACUGAACAAAAUCAAAGAGAUGCCAGCAGAAGUGAAUGAGGAAGAGGAACAGGCAGAUGUCAAUGAAAAGAAGGCUGAGCUCAUUGGAAGUCUCACCCACAAGCUGGAGACCCUCCAGGAGGCGAAGGGGAGCCUGCUCACGGACAUCAAGCUCAACAACGCCCUGGGAGAAGAGGUGGAGGCUCUGAUCAGCGAGCUCUGCAAGCCCAAUGAGUUUGACAAGUAUAGGAUGUUCAUAGGGGAUUUGGACAAGGUGGUCAACCUGCUGCUCUCCCUCUCGGGGCGUCUAGCCCGUGUUGAGAAUGUCCUUAGCGGCCUUGGUGAAGAUGCCAGUAAUGAAGAAAGGAGCUCUCUUUACGAGAAAAGGAAGAUCCUGGCUGGUCAGCAUGAGGAUGCCCGGGAGCUGAAGGAGAACCUGGAUCGCAGGGAGCGGGUAGUGCUGGGCAUCUUGGCCAAUUACCUUUCAGAGGAGCAGCUCCAGGACUACCAGCACUUCGUGAAAAUGAAGUCAACGCUCCUCAUUGAGCAGCGGAAGCUGGAUGACAAGAUCAAGCUGGGCCAGGAGCAGGUCAAGUGUCUGCUGGAGAGCCUACCCUCAGAUUUCAUUCCCAAGGCUGGGGCCCUGGCUCUGCCCCCAAACCUCACGAGUGAGCCCACUCCUGCUGGGGGCUGUACUUUCAGUGGUAUUUUCCCAACAUUAACCUCUCCACUUUAACCUCUUCUAAAAUACCCAACCAAAAGAUCACUGUUUCUCUCAACACUAUUUAAUCUGAAAAAUGUUUCAGUACAAACCACUGUUUGAACUAUCUGGGUUAUUGGUGUUUGUUCCUGAUGAAAGGAAAAAAAUUCUCUCCAGGAGGAAGCCUUUUUCCUUCUUGCCCUUCCUGAUUGAUCUUCUGAGAGCUCGAAUGCUGCUGGACAUGUACCCCUUUCUAUUAUUACUUUGUAGUAGAAAGAAAGUUAAUGAAACUGAGAACUGAUUGGAGGGUGUUUGAUCAUUUAGUUUUUAACAGGCUGAGGCAACAUGGAUCAGUGUGUGUCCCCCUCAGGAAUGUAUCCACAGUGGCCUUCCUUGCUGGUGGGCAGUGUAUCCUGAUGGCAGGGUACAAGUACCAUUAAUGAAGGGUCUGCAACAUAAAGCCUUAAAAAGACACACACUAAGAAAACUGUAAAACCUUGAACAUUGUUAUUUAUAUUUUUUAAAAUGGAAAAGAUCAUUAUGUUUGUUGUGCUAACCACUUAUUUGAUUCUGUUUUGUGGUGGACAUAGAUGAUUACGUUUGAGCUUUGUAUUUUGUGAAAACCUUAAUGAAAUGAAUUCCAAAGAUAGUCACGUUGAGCGUGAAGACUUUUUUUCUUACAUUCUUGUCUUAUUUUUACCAACACGAGCAGGCAUUCUGCGCUUCCACUGGACUGAGUAUGGGGGAGUCCUGCUCCCCUCCUGUCUCACACCUUCCCCAGGAAGAAGGCCUCAUGCACUGCGGUUAUUGCAUCGUUUCCUAGUGCUUCAUGUCAUUAUCACUGGUGGGGAAACAAAGCUAAAUUUUAUUAACAAAGACAACUCUCAGACCUAUAUAAUAGGAGGAGGACGUCCAGAAUCCAACAAAAUUCAAACGGAGCCCAUGCUGUUCUCCUGAACAAGAUUUGGGCUAAAUACGGCCUGUUUAUUGAGGCUGUUUUAAUGAUGCUUUAAAAAAAAAAUGUUUUCUAAAAUGUCAAACCUGUUGACCACACUUUGAUUAAAAACUGCCUCCUUAACCUCUGAAGACUGAUUUUGCUUUAUCAUGUUUCAAUAGUAACAUUUCAGAGGUUACUCUGUAGCCCCAGUUGUAAGCUUAUAAAAACAAACUGGAAGGCUGAGGAGGUUAUGGGCUGGCAGCCAGGCUAUGUUUACAGCUGCUGGAGAUGGCAGUAGCCUUAUACUUUGAGCAGGUAGUACAUCCCAGGCUGUGCUAUAGGUAGAUUUGUUUUUUCACGUUUGAUCUGUGGCUGGUGGCCACCUUUGUUGAUUUGGGCUUACGAGUUUCCUAGUAGCCAGUCUUAGAAAAUUGGGGGAGUAAAAUUUUGAAGUAAAAAAAAAAAUGACAAGGGAACCAAAUGCUCCUUCUCCCCUUAGUACAUUUUCAUUACUUAAUGAAGUUUUAUCUCCUAUGUAAGAAUAUCAAAAUUGUAGUUUGGGUCUCCAGUAGAGAUGUCUUUUGAUUAACUUAUAAACAACUGGCCACCCAGAAGUUUCCUUUGCAUAGUCAACCAAAGCCAUGGCUUUGUUCUUUGGAGCUUAUAUACUGCAUGACUCCAUUGAUACAAAUAAGACAGCACCUUGGUUUCCCAGGGAUGUUUUCAUUCAGAGGUCCUGUCUCCCAGGGAAGCAGUAGAACCAGUGACAGCAUUCAACAGCCACACUGCAUGGUCAUCAGUCUUAGGCCAACAUGGGAGCCUGAAAUUAACUCCAUCAGUAACUACCUGUGUGUCUUGCUGAUACUGAAUGAGCCCUCACAAGCCAAGCCAGGUGGAAGACAGCCAGCAAACGUCUACAGUUAUUCUUAGUGAAAUUCCUCAGAGGAAUCCAGGGGGCUCCCAGUUCCCAACACUCUUCGAGAUGACCAUUUUUCGAGAUUUGACUGGGGAACAUUUUACAUAUUCAGUCUUUCUCAAAAACGUUUAUUUAUUUUCUUGAGAAAGGGUCUUACUAUGUUGCCCAGGCUGGAGUGCAGAGUGGUGCAAUCACAGCUCAUUGCAGUCUGAACCUCUGAGGCUCAAGCCAUCCUCCCAUCUCAGCCUCCCAAGUAGCUGGGACCACAGGUGUGCACCACUAUGCUUGGCUAAUUUUUUGAUUUUUUAUAGAGACGGGGGUCUCGCUAUGUUGCCCAGGCUGGUUUCAAACUCCUGGGCUCAAGGGAUCCUUCCACUUUGGUCCCAGAAGUGCUGGGAUUACAGGCAUGAGCCACUUCACCCAGCCACUUUUCUAAUUUAUAGACAUAAAAGUAAUUGACUCCCACAGCACAGUAACAGGCAAUGCUGCUUGGCAUGCCACAAACAUCUGAAAG
Gorilla gorilla gorilla (western lowland gorilla) is the source of this 9147-nucleotide messenger RNA. It is a transcript of the gene SHROOM3, whose product is annotated as shroom family member 3. The record is from RefSeq and is a predicted model, not a curated record. The coding region runs from base 826 to 6816 and encodes 1996 amino acids. Gene Ontology annotation, molecular function: actin filament binding. The transcript is spliced from 11 exons. NCBI's taxonomy places the organism in Eukaryota, Metazoa, Chordata, Mammalia, Primates, Hominidae. Gene Ontology annotation, cellular component: cortical actin cytoskeleton; apical plasma membrane; apical junction complex. Gene Ontology annotation, biological process: actin filament organization.